Molecule: messenger RNA, 212 nt
Organism: Funneliformis mosseae
Lineage: Eukaryota; Fungi; Glomeromycota; Glomeromycetes; Glomerales; Glomeraceae
Source: the annotation of a GenBank genome assembly
ACGUAAAACAAAGUCCAAUGGACGUAAAAAUGAAAUCUAAUUCAUCAACUCUCGUGAAUUUACAUGAAAUGGACGCAAAAACAAAUCAAAAAUAUUGCGGAACCAAUCAAUGUAAAUUUCUAUUUGCUUACCAUGUACCGGAGCAGGAAACUUCGGCGAAUGCUCAUUUUUAUACAUUCAUACAAUUAGCGAAAAUGCUAAACCGUACGAUC